AUGCCACCAAAGGGAUGGAGAAAGAAUACGGAAGGGCAAUACCCCCAGCCGAACAAGGAUCAAGAUUUGGUAUCAAUUGAUGAUAUUUUAUUUCCUCGUGCUACGGUGCAGAAGCUUGCGAAGAAUAUUAUGAAUGCUAGCAGCGACGAAGGUGGAAGUAAUAUGAUUCUUGCAAAGGAUUCUAUGACUGCGUUACAAAGGUCGUCGACUGUGUUUGUAUCACACUUAUUGUUUCAAGCAAGGCAAAUUUCCAAAGAUGAAGGACGUAAAACGGUGAACGCACAAGACAUACUUGGUGCUCUUGAAAAGGCUGAAUUUUCAGGGUUUAUACCAGAGGUUAAACAAAAGUUGAGUGUAUAUGAGAGCAAUGCUGCUUUGAGGAAGAAACAUAAAGCUGAAAAGAAGGUGUCCAAGCCAGAAGGAGUUGAUGCUUCACCUCUGAGCAAGAGACUUAAAGAUAACGAUGAGCAAACUAUACAGAGAGACAACAAUGUAGAAAUAGAGGAUGAUCAUGAAGCUGACGAUGAUGACGAAGAUGUGACCGAGGAACUUGCUAAUGAUGAAGAAACGAAUAACAAGGAAUCUAAGGAAGAUGGCGAGGAAGAACUUGAUGAUGACAAGGAUAAUGGUGAGGUUGAAGAGAACCCGAUCGCUCUAUUAAGUAGAGAGGAAGAUGAAUUAAGAGGCGAAGAAGCAGCAGAUGUGGAAGACGUACAAAAUAGUUCUGAAGAUGAUUCGUAG
Messenger RNA from Debaryomyces fabryi, 741 nucleotides. RefSeq names its product DNA polymerase epsilon noncatalytic subunit (gene DPB4). Gene Ontology annotation, biological process: DNA damage response; heterochromatin formation; leading strand elongation. Gene Ontology annotation, molecular function: chromatin DNA binding; protein heterodimerization activity. The coding region runs from base 1 to 741 and encodes 246 amino acids. NCBI's taxonomy places the organism in Eukaryota, Fungi, Ascomycota, Pichiomycetes, Serinales, Debaryomycetaceae. The record is from RefSeq and is a predicted model, not a curated record. Gene Ontology annotation, cellular component: epsilon DNA polymerase complex; CHRAC. The transcript has a single exon.